This is a messenger RNA of Colletotrichum truncatum, 3096 nucleotides long. RefSeq names its product transcription elongation complex subunit. Gene Ontology annotation, cellular component: FACT complex. NCBI's taxonomy places the organism in Eukaryota, Fungi, Ascomycota, Sordariomycetes, Glomerellales, Glomerellaceae. Gene Ontology annotation, molecular function: nucleosome binding. The record is from RefSeq and is a predicted model, not a curated record. Gene Ontology annotation, biological process: transcription elongation by RNA polymerase II.
AUGGGGGAUAUCAAGAUCGACAGCAAGGCCUUCCACGAUCGCCUCUCGCGAUUCACGGGCGCCUGGAAGAAUGACUUGCGCACCAAGGAUGGCGUCUUCAACGGCGCCUCGUCCAUUAUCGUCAUGAUGGGCAAGGUGGAGGAAGUACCCGAGCUGCACAAGAACAACGCCAUGCAUUUUUGGCUACUUGGCUACGAAUUUCCCACGACUAUGAUGCUGCUGACGGUCGACACGAUCUACAUUCUGACGACGGCAAAGAAGGCGAAACAUCUCGAUCAACUAAAAGGCGGCCGAUUCCCCCUCGAAGUCCUCGUCCGAGGAAAGGACGCAGCCGAAAAUGAGAAAUUGUUCGCCAAGCUGGCAGAUGCCAUCAAAUCCGCGGGCGACAAGGUUGGUACUAUUGCCAGGGACACGUCCAAGGGACCCUUCGUCGAGGAGUGGAAGAAGGUCUUCGCCGACCAAUGCAAGGGUGUAGAGGAAGUCGACAUCUCUCAAGCCCUUUCGCAGCAUGCCUUUUCGAUCAAGGACGAGACCGAACUGCGAGCUAUGCGAACCGCCUCCAAAGCCUGCGUUGCCUUGAUGACCCCCUUUUUCCUUGAGGAAAUGUCGGACAUUCUCGAUAAGGAAAAGAAGGUCAAGCACAGCGCUCUGGCGGACAAGGUUGACAAGAAGCUCGAUGAUACCAAGUUUUGGAAAACUGUCGAGCUACCCAAUAAGACCAAGCUACCCGCAGACUUAGAUCCUGCUCAGCUGGACUGGGUACUGGGCCCCUUGGUUCAGAGCGGUGGCAAGUACGAUCUCAAAAUGAAUUCGGAGAGCAACGACGAAAUCUUGCAUCCUGGCACCAUUGUCGCCGCAAUGGGCUUGCGCUACAAGUCGUACUGUUCAGCGAUCGCCCGUACGUACCUCGUUGAUCCGAAUAAGUCCCAGGAAAGCAACUACAAACUUCUUUUCAAUAUUCACAACAUGAUUCUCAAGGAGGUCCGCGAUGGCGUCGUCAUCAAGGAUGUCUAUAGCAAGGCUCUCGCUAUGAUCAAGGCCAAGAAGCCGGACUUGGAGAAGCACUUCUUGAAGAACGUCGGUUGGGGCGUUGGCUUAGAGAACAGAGACCCAACUUUGAUUCUCAACGCGAAAAACUCUCGAACUCUGAAGGACGGCAUGACGCUCGUCAUCACCACUGGUUUUAGCGACAUUGAGAAUCCCCAGCCACAGGAUAAAAACAGCAAGAUCUACUCACUUGUUAUCACCGACACGAUCCGUGUUACCUCCAGCGAUGCUGUUGUUUUCACUGGCGAGACUCCUAUCGACGCCGACUCGAAUUCCUUUUUCUUCAAGGACGAGGAAGAGGCUCAACCGACGCCGAAGAAGGAGAAGAAGGACUCCCGAGUUGGUGCUGUUGCUACGAAGAACAUCACUUCCACGAGGUUGAGAUCCGAGCGAUCUACGCAAGUCGAUGAGGAUGCUGACAAGAAGCGGCGUGAGCAUCAAAAGGAGCUGGCGGCCAAGAAGCAAAAGGAAGGUCUGGCACGAUUCUCCGAGUCGACUAGCGGCAAGAACGGCACGGAGGUGAAGAAAUUCAAGCGUUUUGAUUCAUACAAGCGUGACAAUCAAUUCCCUCCCAAGGUUCGCGAUCUGCAGAUCGUGGUUGACGCCAGGAAUGACACGGUUGUCCUGCCUGUUAUGGGCCGUCCCGUACCCUUCCACAUUAACACAAUCAAGAACGCCAGCAAGAGCGAUGAAGGCGAAUGGUCGUUCCUGCGUGUCAACUUCUUGUCACCUGGCCAGGGUGUUGGACGAAAGGAUGACCAACCUUUCGAAGACGCUUCAGCUCAUUUCGUUAGGAGCUUGACCUUCAGGUCAACGGAUGGCGACCGUUACCAAGAAAUCGCCACCCAGAUCUCGAACAUGAAGAGAGACGUGAACAAGAAGGAGCAGGAGAAGAAAGAAUUGGAGGACGUCGUUGAGCAGGAUAAGCUUGUUGAGAUCCGAAAUCGUCGCCCGGCCGUUCUUGAUAACGUCUUUAUUCGCCCGGCGAUGGAGGGUAAGCGAGUGCCUGGUAAGGUGGAAAUCCACCAGAAUGGUAUCCGCUACCAGUCGCCCCUGAGCACUCAACAGCGAGUCGACAUUCUCUUCUCCAACGUUCGCCACCUGUUUUUCCAACCUUGCCAGCAUGAGUUGAUCGUCAUCAUCCACAUUCACCUGAAGGAUCCUAUCAUGGUUGCCAACAAGAAGAAAACCAAGGAUGUUCAGUUCUACCGCGAGGCAACGGACAUCCAGUUCGACGAGACCGGAAAUCGCAAGAGGAAGUACAGGUAUGGCGAUGAAGACGAGUUCGAACAGGAGCAAGAGGAGCGUCGGCGUCGCGCUGAGCUCGACCGAUUGUUCCAGGGCUUCGCUCAGAAGAUUGCUGAGGCCGGUAAAAACGAGGGUAUCGAGGUGGAUGUGCCCAUCAGAGACCUGGGCUUCCACGGUGUGCCAUUCCGAAGCAACGUCUUUAUCCAACCUACGACCGAGUGCUUGAUCCAGGUCGUUGAGCCGCCAUUCAUGGUCGUCACAUUGGAAGACAUCGAGGUAGCCCACUUGGAGCGUGUUCAAUUCGGACUCAAAAACUUCGAUCUUGUCUUUGUUUUCAAAGACUUCACCCGGCCACCAUACCAUGUCAACACUAUUCCUGUCGAGUUCCUUGACCACGUCAAGGAAUUCUUGGACUCGUCAGAUAUUGCCUAUUCCGAGGGUCCUCUGAACCUAAACUGGCCGACCAUCAUGAAGACGGUCACCGCCGACACCCACCAGUUCUUUAUCGACGGAGGAUGGUCUUUCCUCCAAGCCGAGUCCGACGACGAGGACGCAGCAAACGAAGAGGACGAGGAGAGCAACUUCGAAAUCGACGACGACGAGCUCGAUGAGGCAUCGGAGUCAAGCGAGGAAGACUCUGAUUUUGGCUCUAAUGUGUCAGAUGAGGAAGAUGAAGCCGAGAUGAGUGACGAAGAUGAGGGUGAGGACUGGGAUGAGCUUGAGGCCAAGGCGAAGAAGCGCGAUCGGGAGAGCAAUCUUGAUGACGAAGAAAGCCGUGGCCGCAAAAAGAGGAAGCACUAA